Messenger RNA from Racocetra fulgida, 1190 nucleotides. The record is from the annotation of a GenBank genome assembly. NCBI's taxonomy places the organism in Eukaryota, Fungi, Glomeromycota, Glomeromycetes, Diversisporales, Gigasporaceae.
UACAUAGUCGCCCUCCAAUAACUGGAUCACCAGGUGAUGUAUAUAUAACAUUGGUUUCGAAAGCACGGGAAGGGCCAAAGGCCAUGGAUUGCUCUCCUGAAUUUGGAAAGGGUGAAUAUGCUGGUGGAGCUUCUUCAUUUUAUGGUGAACAAGAAACUGUCAGUUAUGAAGAGGAAACAAUAGAAUCCUUGGAUGAAUUAACAGAUCAAUAUUUCCCAAGUGACGAAAGUUCUACGCCUGAUUCUUACUUAAUAGAGCACUGUAAAUCAUUGAACAGUAAACAAUAUGGAUUGGUAAAUCAUGGCUCAUUUUGGGACGAAUACUGCUUAAAUAAUGAAAACGAAAUGUUCUUUAAAAAGUCGUCAAGUAUUUCUUCUUUUAAAAGCUAUAUCGAUGGCCGAGGAGGCGAUAAAAGUGAAAUGUUUUGUGCACUUUCAUCAAACAAAUCUUUAAAUUCAUUUGAUAAACUGACAUAUUCUUCUCAAAAGUUUAAACCUAUUAUUUUCGACCUUCCCAAAGAAAGCGUUCAUAAUGGGAAAACCCAAGAGGAUAUGUAUAGAGCUGGUAAAGGUCAUGUUCUACCAAAAUACAAACCUAUUGUUUUCGAUCUUCCUCAAGAAACUCUUCAAAAUGGAGAAAUCACUGAAAAUAACGAUGAUUUGACGUCAUGCAUAACUUUUGAAAGCCAGAACUUGCAAUCACCAAAAAGAAAAAGAAACACUAGUAAUGUGAUGUCGCGUUUGACUUUUCUCAAUGGAAGCGACGUUAUGUCACGUGUAUCUUUUAUUGGAACAGGAGAUGUUAUGUCGCGCAUUUCUUAUAUAGGGAAUGAUAAAGGAUCAUCUAAUAGUAGCGCUACUCAAGUUGAUGAUUUUUAUAGCGAGGAUGAAAAUUCCGAUGGUGAGGCUGAUCGACAAUCAAUUACAUUACACCUCGAAAAACUCACCAUUGGAAGUUUUAUCAACCAUUAUCCUUGUGCAAUUUCUCUCAAUCCGACUACCCAAUCUAUUUGUUUUACUAAUUUAAUGGCAAAUACUAUACACCUUUCUAUUGAUCCAUCAGAAGGUGAAAUUGCUAAAGCGGGUAAAAUAUCGAUGAUUGUGUCUGAUCAAGAAGAUCUUGAUAAGCUUAGAGCCAUGGAUGACAUGUUUAGGUAUUUCAUUUUUUGGUUAAUUGCAAUUCGCAGUUAA